Oryctolagus cuniculus (rabbit) is the source of this 9208-nucleotide messenger RNA. It is a transcript of the gene GRM5, whose product is annotated as glutamate metabotropic receptor 5. The record is from RefSeq and is a predicted model, not a curated record. Gene Ontology annotation, molecular function: G protein-coupled receptor activity. Gene Ontology annotation, cellular component: membrane. Gene Ontology annotation, biological process: G protein-coupled receptor signaling pathway. Lineage: Eukaryota; Metazoa; Chordata; Mammalia; Lagomorpha; Leporidae.
UUCCGCGGCUCCCUGAGGGAAUUUUGAGGAGCAGGAGGGGAGCCCAAGGCUACCCUCACCCGAACCCCGAUGCUACCAAGGUUUCAUGACCCUUGUUCACCCACGGAAUCUGUGCCCUAAAGGUUCUGCCGUCCCCCGCCGCGCGCUGCAGGACUAGGAGCCAGCCCUGCGCUGCGCUUCCAGCUGCGUCUGCCCGAGCGCGGCACGUGCUCCCGGCGCUGGCGCGAGAGAGCGAGCGCCACCGCCGCGGGCCCCGCAGCCGUUCUGCCUGCUGCCACCACUGCCUCCAUCGCCGACACUAGCGCUCCAGCAGCAGCCAAGGCCGCUAGGAGAGCGCAGGGAGCCAGCGAAGAGCGUCUGGCCGGGGGCGCAAGGCUCAGGGCGCGCACCUGGUUUUGAAGAUCAUGAUCUCAUGUAUGCAUUUAAUUAAAUGGCACCUGGGGACAUGUUGGUCCUUUAGAGAACACAUCUGAAUUGCUGCCUGAUUUCUUCGUUUGAAAUUUAAGAUAGGACACUGUUUGAUUCUGCCAGAACUCUCCUAAUUUUUCCCCACCAUGCUGUCUUCAUUAGCUUGAACUCUUUUCCUAAAAUGGUCCUUCUGUUGAUCCUGUCAGUCCUGCUUUUGAAAGAAGAUGUCCGUGGGAGUGCGCAGUCCAGCGAGAGGAGGGUGGUGGCUCACAUGCCAGGUGACAUCAUUAUUGGAGCUCUCUUUUCUGUCCACCACCAACCUACUGUGGACAAAGUUCAUGAGAGGAAGUGUGGAGCAGUUCGUGAACAGUAUGGCAUUCAGAGAGUGGAAGCCAUGCUGCACACCCUGGAAAGGAUCAACUCAGACCCAACACUCUUGCCCAAUAUCACACUGGGUUGUGAAAUAAGAGAUUCCUGCUGGCAUUCAGCUGUGGCCCUAGAGCAGAGCAUUGAAUUCAUAAGAGAUUCCCUCAUUUCUUCAGAAGAGGAAGAGGGCUUGGUACGGUGUGUAGAUGGCUCUUCCUCCUCUUUCCGCUCCAAGAAGCCUAUAGUAGGGGUCAUUGGCCCUGGCUCCAGUUCUGUGGCCAUUCAGGUCCAGAACUUGCUCCAGCUUUUCAACAUACCUCAGAUUGCUUACUCAGCAACCAGCAUGGAUCUGAGUGACAAGACUCUAUUCAAGUACUUCAUGAGGGUUGUGCCUUCUGAUGCUCAACAGGCACGGGCCAUGGUGGACAUAGUGAAGAGAUACAACUGGACAUAUGUGUCAGCUGUGCACACAGAAGGCAACUAUGGAGAAAGUGGGAUGGAGGCUUUCAAAGAUAUGUCAGCCAAGGAAGGGAUUUGCAUCGCCCACUCCUACAAAAUCUACAGCAACGCAGGGGAGCAGAGUUUUGAUAAACUGCUGAAGAAGCUCACAAGUCACUUGCCUAAGGCCCGGGUGGUGGCUUGCUUCUGUGAGGGCAUGACAGUGAGAGGUCUGCUGAUGGCCAUGAGGCGCCUGGGUCUGGCAGGAGAAUUUCUACUUCUGGGCAGUGAUGGCUGGGCUGACAGGUAUGACGUGACAGAUGGGUAUCAGCGAGAAGCUGUUGGUGGAAUCACAAUCAAGCUCCAGUCUCCUGAUGUCAAGUGGUUUGAUGAUUAUUACCUGAAGCUGCGACCAGAAACAAACCUCCGAAACCCUUGGUUUCAAGAAUUUUGGCAGCAUCGGUUUCAGUGCCGUCUGGAAGGGUUUGCACAGGAGAACAGCAAAUACAACAAGACUUGCAAUAGUUCUCUGACUCUGAGAACACAUCAUGUUCAAGACUCCAAGAUGGGAUUUGUGAUCAACGCAAUCUAUUCCAUGGCCUAUGGGCUCCACAACAUGCAGAUGUCCCUCUGUCCAGGCUAUGCAGGACUCUGUGAUGCAAUGAAGCCGAUUGAUGGACGGAAACUUUUGGAUUCCCUGAUGAAAACCAACUUUACUGGGGUUUCUGGAGAUAUGAUCCUAUUUGAUGAAAAUGGAGAUUCUCCAGGAAGGUAUGAAAUAAUGAAUUUCAAGGAAAUGGGAAAAGAUUAUUUUGAUUACAUCAAUGUUGGAAGUUGGGACAAUGGAGAAUUAAAAAUGGAUGAUGAUGAAGUGUGGUCCAAGAAAAAUAGCAUCAUCAGAUCAGUGUGCAGUGAACCAUGUGAGAAAGGCCAGAUAAAGGUGAUCCGGAAGGGAGAAGUCAGCUGUUGUUGGACCUGUACACCUUGUAAAGAGAAUGAGUAUGUCUUUGAUGAGUACACCUGCAAGGCAUGCCAGCUAGGAUCCUGGCCCACUGAUGACCUGACAGGUUGUGAUUUGAUCCCAGUACAGUAUCUUCGCUGGGGUGACCCUGAGCCCAUUGCAGCUGUGGUGUUUGCCUGCCUCGGCCUGCUGGCCACCCUGUUUGUUACUGCAGUCUUCAUCAUUUACCGUGAUACACCAGUAGUUAAAUCCUCCAGCAGGGAACUCUGCUACAUCAUUCUUGCUGGCAUCUGCCUGGGCUACUUAUGUACCUUCUGCCUCAUUGCAAAGCCCAAACAGAUUUAUUGCUACCUUCAGAGAAUUGGCAUUGGUCUCUCUCCAGCCAUGAGCUAUUCAGCCCUUGUAACCAAGACCAACCGUAUUGCAAGGAUCCUGGCCGGAAGCAAGAAGAAGAUCUGCACCAAAAAGCCCAGAUUCAUGAGUGCCUGUGCCCAGCUAGUGAUUGCUUUCAUUCUCAUAUGCAUCCAGUUGGGCAUCAUCGUCGCCCUCUUUAUCAUGGAGCCUCCUGAUAUAAUGCACGACUACCCAAGCAUUCGAGAAGUCUAUCUGAUUUGUAAUACUACCAACCUAGGAGUUGUCACUCCACUCGGAUACAAUGGAUUGUUGAUAUUGAGCUGCACUUUCUAUGCGUUCAAGACCAGAAAUGUUCCGGCUAAUUUCAAUGAGGCCAAGUAUAUUGCCUUCACAAUGUACACCACCUGCAUUAUAUGGCUGGCUUUUGUGCCAAUCUACUUUGGCAGCAACUACAAAAUCAUCACCAUGUGUUUCUCAGUCAGCCUGAGUGCCACAGUGGCCUUAGGCUGCAUGUUUGUGCCAAAGGUGUAUAUCAUCCUGGCUAAACCAGAGAGAAAUGUGCGCAGUGCAUUCACCACAUCUACUGUGGUACGCAUGCAUGUAGGGGAUGGCAAGUCUUCCUCCGCAGCCAGCAGAUCCAGCAGCCUAGUCAACCUGUGGAAGAGGAGGGGCUCCUCUGGGGAAACCCUAAGGUACAAAGACAGGAGACUGGCCCAGCACAAGUCGGAAAUAGAAUGUUUCACCCCCAAAGGGAGUAUGGGGAAUGGUGGGAGAGCAACAAUGAGCAGCUCCAACGGGAAAUCCGUCACCUGGGCCCAGAACGAGAGGAGCAGCCGAGGGCAGCACCUGUGGCAGCGGCUGUCUAUCCACAUCAACAAGAAAGAGAACCCCAACCAAACGGCUGUCAUCAAGCCUUUCCCCAAGAGCACCGACAGCCGCGGCGCCCUGGCCGCGGGCGCGGGGAGCGCGGGCCCAGGGGCCGCGGGGGCCCCGGGCAGCACGGGCUGCCCCGGCGGCGCCGCUCCCGGCGGGCCGGAGCCUCCGGACGCCGGCCCCAAGGCGCUGUACGACGUGGCGGAAGCCGAGGAGCAGCUGCCGGCGCCAGCGCGGCCGCGCUCGCCGUCGCCCAUCAGCACGCUAAGUCGGCGCGCGGGCUCGGCCAGCCGCACGGACGACGACGUGCCCUCGCUGCGCUCGGAGCCCGCGGCGCGCAGCAGCUCGUCGCAGGGCUCGCUCAUGGAGCAGAUCAGCAGCGUGGUGACGCGCUUCACGGCCAACAUCAGCGAGCUCAACUCCAUGAUGCUGUCCACCGCCGCUCCGGGCCCCGGCGUGGGCGCCCCGCUCUGCUCCUCCUACCUGAUCCCCAAAGAGAUCCAGCUGCCCACGACCAUGACGACGUUCGCCGAAAUCCAGCCGCUGCCGGCCAUCGAGGUCACGGGCGGCCCGCAGCCCGCGGCGGGGGCCCCGCCGGCCGGGGGUGGCGCUGCGCGGGAGAGCCCGGCGGCCGGGCCCGAGGCUGCGGCCGGCAAGCCGGACCUGGAGGAGCUGGUGGCACUCACGCCGCCGUCCCCCUUCAGAGACUCGGUGGACUCCGGGAGCGCAAGCCCCAACUCGCCUGUUUCCGAGUCGGCGCUGUGCAUCCCAUCGUCGCCCAAAUAUGACACUCUGAUCAUUAGAGAUUACACUCAGAGCUCCUCGUCGUUGUGAAGGUCCCUGGAACCCACGCGGCUUCCUUCCAGGGGUUCCUGCGCGCACAGGCGCCCAUCAAGGCCGAGGUGGAAGACGCCAAGUACACCCGCAGUGGAACCACGAGAUUCAUAGUGCUAUUUCACCACUACUGACCGAGACACCGACCACGAAUCUUUGGGCAGAUUUUCUGCUAGUGGCCUUAGAAAACAUGGGCUUUUAAGAAACACUGCUUCGACUCUUGAGGGCUGACAAGGAGUCUGUGAAAACAGCUACGUACCAAGUGCUUUGCUCUAGGAAGGCAGUGAGUGAAACAGCAUCGUGGAGGGCGAAAAGGCGCAGUUAAUAAGCAACUGUAAAAAGUUUUAUUUGUUUACUUUGAUCUUUUUCCCAGAAGAGUCUUUGAUUCACCAAACAUGAAUGUACAUUUUCUAACGAACUAAACGUCUGGGACCAAAACAUCAACCUUUCUCUUUUUUUUCUUUCUUUUCAUUUUUUCAUUUUUUCCCCAUUUCCUGUAAUGACCUUGAAAAGCAGUGACUUGGGCACAGUAUGCGUUGUUGUGAGUCCCAUUCAUAACACACGACUGGAUAGAGAGUGCUGCGCUAAUGUGCCACAGGGCUCCUACCAGACUUUCCUCUCCAAUUUGGUUGUGAAAUAUUCUUCCAAAAACCUGCAUCUGGGAUUCCACCUAGUUAUUUCAGAUUCACCUCCAUCAACCAAGAAAACCAAUGGAAGAUUUCUUGACUAUUUCACCAUGUUGCCAAUCAAUAAUGGAGUAGCAAAAAAAAAAAAAAAAAUAUUUUCUGGAACACUGUUUUGUAAUUCCCUCACUGGGGUGCAUUGUGUAGCUAGAAAUUCUCUUUAUAAUAAGUCUUGAGCUCAAGCCCUGCUAUCUCUUUCGUGAAACACAGCCACUCCUAAUGAAUGCUGUUCCGUUAGUAUCGCCAGCUAAAACAUUAAAAUAUGUGUCUGGGCUUCUUCAUUCCUUUCUUUUGAGAAGCUGAUGCACAAAGAGCUCCUCUGUCCCUUUUGAGUCCCACCACCGGAAGAGUGAUCCGUAGACCCAAGAAAGACAUUGUCACAAUCAGAGGGACUGUUGAAAAAAAAAAUCAACACCAUCUUAAUACACUGGAAAUUCUAAACUGCAUCAAGUUGGCUUAGCAGAGAUUCAGCUAUGCCAGUGAGCAGUGGUUUUAACUUUCCUUGGCUGCUUCAAUAGGGCAGCUAUGAACUAUGACAGAUUUUUCAAAGCAAUACAGAAUAUUGAAACAGAGGAACCUUAAUAAAUAUUAACCAUACAGUCUUUCUUAGCCAUUCCAAAAAAGAGGCAAAGCAAGUAUUAAUAUUUUCCUUUUUAAAAUAAUUAAUAUGAAUUUGUGCACUUCAUAUUGUCAUUGUUUAAAUACUGCAGAAAAGAGGUUUAGUUACAAUAGAUACACCUGUGCUUUGAUGGAUUCAUAUAGGUAGACUUCAUAGCUCUACUGUCAUCUCUCCGUCCCAUUGCAGCUACCCUCAGGUACCAAAUGUGUCCAAUUCUUAAAUAAGUAUAGUAAUAAAAGGAGGAGGUGUCCUAUGGAGUUCAGUUGACCCAGCCUUAUACUAAAGAUAGCCUUAUGAAAAAGAUUUGCUGUGAGGCACAAGUAUAUUUUUGGCAGAGAGAAAAAUAAAUCUUUUUUUUCUUUUGCUCAGUACCUUAUUUUGGUAAGUAUUUUUUUAUUUCACAUUUAUUCAAAAAGUAAUUGAAAAAGGGAAGUCUAUCCAUUGGCAAAAAUAAUCAUUCUCUACUUGUAGAGAAUACAUUGCUUGUUGAUAGACUCUUUUUCUGGUUUCUUUUUUGAAAAUUUAACACAAAUCUUUCAAAAUAAAGCAUUAGAAACUAACAUUAAUUUACUAAUAGUAAUAGUAAUUUAAAAGAAAUCAAACUUCCCAUGUCAGAUUUGAAAAUAACAUUAUCUUGCCACCUUGAUCUCAAGGAGUCUCUUGGAAUAGAAGUGAGAUCUAACUACACUUCAUUGUUUGCUGAAAACAAAUGUCUGCCUCUACCAAAAAACAAAUGUAAGUAUUUAGUACUCCUGGAUCCUCAUCAAAAAAUGUGUUGUUCACCUGGGGAUUACUGUCUUGAUUUCAUAUGUACUGAUACUUUUCUAAAUAUACUCUAUAAAUUUUAAACUUUGAUUCAUAAAAUCUUUAAGUUUGAUUUUCAUUUUAUUCUGAAAUACAGUGAAUUGUACUCUGUUGAUCAAUAGAACAUUUUUAACUUUCACCAUUAUCAAAUUCUCUAAUUUUCUAGUACGUUAUUUCCUUAAAAUGUACACUAUCUUGUGUGAGACAUCAUUAGAAAUUAAAAUGUAAUGCAAGCAAAUUGCCAACUGAUAAUUCCAUAUGACAUCAUAAUCUAACUGUAAUAAUACAAAUGACUUAUCCAAUUAGAGAACAAGAUGUAUUUUCCUUUCUAUUUCUGUAAACUUUGCCACUUCAUUGAAUAUACUGUAUAUUGGACAUAAUGUUAUUACUAAUGCAUUCUUGAGAUCUUUUAUUUUGGAAUGAUGCUAACUCUGUCUCUUUGCCAAUUCUAAUACCAGGUUCCAAAUAGUAACUCUACAAUAAAGAACUGAAUAUUCAUUCUAGGGCUGGAAUGUGAACUUCACAAUUCAUUUGGGUACCUAUUCUCAUUUAAUUUCCUUGAAAGGAGUCUGUUCCUGGUGCCCAGUGAUAAUUCAGUUGGGACCAGCAGUGACUAAAAGGAAGGGCAAAGUACAGAGAAAUGCUAAGGCUCAGCAAAGUGACCCAAAAGGAGAGUUUGAUUCCAGGAUGAAAAAGAGAAGAUCUGGUUUGAUUGCAUUAUCCUGACCAUUCUAAGCAGUUCAUGCGUCCUUCUAUUUUGGGAGAAGAGUGAGGUCAGCCUGAGAAGACCAACCAAGUCUGAACUGGGAAGAAUCAUCUUUCUGGGCUAGGGGUGGGGAGCUGAAAGAAAGUAUGGAAAGGAAAAACCCUAAAAUAUUUGACUGAUGGAAGGAAAAAAGUGCAUCCCCAAAUGUGCUAAUCCUUGAAAGCAACAGUCUUUCCCAAACUGUGUUACCAGCAAGGGAUCAGGAAGACUAGGAGCUAUUUCUGACUGCAACUGAAUUGUGUAAUGUCUCUGCUACAGUUCUGUGACUUCCAAACCAGGAAUUAAACACUCUUUUUUAAAAAGAAAGAAAAAAAAAACACAUUUCCUACACUAGUCUCCCAGCAAAAUGUACAUGUUUUGGAGUCGUCAAAGGUAUUAUCUGAAUUCAUAUUUAGCUACAGCUUAUUAAUAACCCUCAAGCUGUCAGAAUCUCUAUAGUUACCAUUUACAAUUUUAUACUGUGAAAAAAUAUAGAUCAGUGAAAGCAUAAAGAUAAAUCAGAAUUCACUAUGAUAGAAAGUCUGAGGCCUGGGAGAUUUUCUACUGUCUAUUGAAGAAUGAGGCAUGUAUAAAAUAGUUGGUUGGAUUUCACUGAUCUUCCCAAUGUGAACAAAUAUACUAUGUAUAUUGUGUGUGUUUCUAGAAUUCAAUGGCAGCUGCUGGUGGUGUUGUAAUUAGAAAUCUAUAUAGAAUAUAGAUGUUUUAGAGAGAUGGUGCCAAUCCUAAAAGAUUUGUGUGGGCUAUAAGUGCUUGUACUUACUUUUUCUGCACUUACAACUUAUUUGAUUUUAAAACUGUGUGCGCAUAUUUGUUCUUUUUCUGUUGUUGCAGCUUGUACUAUUAAAAUAAUAGAGAAUGUUAAAUUAUUUUGAUGUGAAUUGCAAAUGAUUUUUUUCAUAAAGUUUAACAUUUUUAUCAACCUUGUUUCACUUUGUACUUGUAUAAAUGUGUUUUAUUUUAGCAUUUUAAAAUAUACUUGCCUGUUUCUCAGUUGUCUAAAUCAUGUUCUAGUUGGUGUUUGUGAAGUCAGUUAUUUUUUUGAAAAAUAUUAAAAAAACAAACUAUGAUAUGACUUUAAGAUUAUUCCCCUCAGAUGCUUAGAAUGUUGUCUUAGUAGUUUUCUAAUAUGAAAGGAGCCAUGCUAUUAAUUAGUAUUAAAUUCUGAAUGAUGUACACAUUUGAAUUCCAGGGUUUACAAAGUAAGCAGUAGACAAUAGAUGAAAUCAGAGAUGCUGUCCCCAAAGACAACAAAAACACCUUUUAAAACAUACAUCAGUAAAUACAUUUUUUGAAAAAGGAUUGUAGGGAAUGUAUUUUGUUUUUUUGUCUAGAAAUAUACAUUAUAAAAUAAUUCCAUAACUAUUUGUGUUGAUAGAGGUAACAUCAAACAGAUAAAACACAUUGUUUGCAUGUGUAUAUGUUUGUGUUUCUAUAUGAACAACACACACAGUUACAUAGAUAUUAUACCUUUAGUCCACCUAUGUAUGUUUUUGUGUGUAUAUGUUUCAGAUAUUCAUAAAUGUGCAGAAGUAUGUAAUUUUUCCUGAAAAAAUUCACUUGUCCAACCACUUUUUAAAACUUUUUUUUUUUAAUUUGAAAGUCAGAGACAGAGAUCUUCCAUCCACUAGUUCAGUCCCCAAAAGCCCACCUAGAUUGCCUAUGUGGUUGGCAGGUAUCCAAAUAGUAGGCCAUACUUGCUGCCUCCCAAAGUACACAUUAGCAAUAAGCAGGGAAUCCAAAGUGGAACUGGAAUGCAAAGCUAAGCACUCUGAUCUAGGAUGCAUGCAUCUCAAGGAUGUUUAACAGCUAUACCGCAAGUCAGUCCAACAACUGCCCUUCAGAUCACUUCUUAACUUCUAUUGUUAAACAAAUUUGUCUUCCUUGAACAUAAAGUAGUAAACACCUAAAGGCAGACUAUAGAGUAGAUGUUUGAUGUAUGGAAGAGAAAGACAAUAUAGAUUUUAAAAUACACCUUUUCUGUGCUUCCUGACAUUGUAUUAGUUAGACUCAUAUGUAAAAUGUACACACAUUGCUCCUCCUUGUCAAAUUCCGCCCUUCAGUGUCUUCUAUACUGAAGUCAUAUGAAUGGGCAUUAUAUUUGA